Messenger RNA from Dendronephthya gigantea, 1545 nucleotides. Its product is annotated as fibroblast growth factor 1-like. The transcript is spliced from 5 exons. Gene Ontology annotation, cellular component: cytoplasm. Lineage: Eukaryota; Metazoa; Cnidaria; Anthozoa; Malacalcyonacea; Nephtheidae. Gene Ontology annotation, molecular function: fibroblast growth factor receptor binding; growth factor activity. Bases 762 to 1430 code for a protein of 222 amino acids. Gene Ontology annotation, biological process: cell differentiation; positive regulation of protein phosphorylation; positive regulation of gene expression. The record is from RefSeq and is a predicted model, not a curated record.
GAUGACACUGUGCCUCAUUUUUAGUUUUUCUUUCUGUAAAAUGUCUGUAGAAAAUAUUCUCAAUCCUGCAUGCCUUUCAUGUAAAAACGCUUUAUGUUUCUCGUGAAGAAAUUACUUGAAGUGAAGUUAAAUAGCGGAUAUCGACUCAUACUAUGUUAUGACUGCUUUAGAGUUUCCUGGUGAACAGAAUGCUGCUAUGGUAACAUUUCUGCAGGUUUUAAGAUUGAGAAAUGGCAAAAUAGAUAAAUACCGCGAAAUAUAAGCAGACCGCACAUGACGAAACAUCAUCCUGAGUUGUAUAAGACGAACAUUAUUUAUUACUGCAGUCUGAAGUUUAAACCUUUGGUAGUGUGAAAUUGUAUAUAUAACAUGAAAACAUAUCUUAACACCAACAUACUGCAUAAAAAUUUCUUUUAGGAGAGCAAUUCGCUAAAAGCGUGUUUUGUACUGUACACAUUUUACUUUCAAAAUACAUUCCAAAGUUUUAAUCCAACACGCUUGUGGAAUUCUUUUUAUCAUCUACAAAAUAGUAUAUUUCAUUCUAUUAGCUUUUGUAUUUUAAUUCCGGUGUAGUUAGGGCAAAUACAAUUCACAAUAAAAGAUGAACGUGUGAACUAUAUAUUACGUAUUGUUUCUCUGUGUCAAUGUCUAUCAGCGUCUCAUUGCAAUUCAUCAGUUGAAGAGAUCGCAUUCAGUGAAAUUAAAAGCCCAGGAAAAAACAGAAUAAGUUGUUUUAAUCGAAGAUUGUAACAUAAUUGAAAAUGGAAGUUAUAAUUCGUGACCAGGCAAGACGUCGGCAGUUUUGGUGGCCAAGAGACUUCGAACAGACUAUGAAAAUACCUUUAUCAAAAAACGGGAGACGUCGUCGGUUAUUUUGCCGUAAUGGCGUGUAUCUUCGUGUUACCGCAGACAAGCAUGUUGCUGGUACAACCAAUCCAUUUGAUCCUACAGUCGUAUUUGAUCUGAUACCAGCAGGAGGAAACAGUAUAAAAAUCCAAAAUGUCAAAAGUGGAUUGUAUGUUGCUAUUGACCAAAAUGGUGAUAUAAUGACUAAGCCACAUGCAGACAGCGAAUGUGUAUUUGAGGAGACAAACAAUAGCAAUUUUUACGAUAUCUUCAAACGACCAAGAAGCGUAGGACCUCCUUUUGUGUUGGGUCUUUGCAAGAAUGGAGAAGCUGAAUCUACUUUGUAUCGAGGGAAAAAACAAGCAAAAUUCAGUGAAUUUUGUUUUAUCUCACAGCUCAUCUAUUGCUCUGCCUACUCUGCAGACCACGCACAAAAAAAGUGUACAGAAAUUCUUUCUGACCAAACAGAUAGCCCUCUUAUUUAUAGUACGACAAGAAAACGUGUUGUUGCCUCAGUAACACGGCAGGAACCUGUACAGACACGUAAAUUACGAGCAGCACAUUAUUACACUAAAAAACAAUGAAUCAUGAAUAUGAGAUCAUUUCAUUAAAGACAAUAUUGUUAAGUGUUGUACUUUAUUAACGUUUUCAUGUUUAAUGAAAAUUUUUUCUUUGUACCAGUUCAUUAUACUAAAUAUA